UGUAUCCUUGUUUUAUCAAAGUAAGGAAGUUAAAUAACAACCUUGUGUUUCCGCACCCUUUUGUAAGAGAAAGGGGGGCUAGCUAAUGUAAGAACUGCUGGAUAAGAACUGUUAAUUCUAGAACGAGGAAGACAACACAUCAAGAGAGGUUUCAGUUGCAGCUUUUUCUCAGUUUGACUUGCAUAGCCAGACUUGUGGACAACAGUAAAGGAAACGUCUUUUUGGGGCUCAUUUGAAGUCAGUUAAUUGAAUUAGGGAGUGAAGAGAGAGACAUGGAGGCUGUUUUUGGAUUGUUGGUGAUGAUAGCAGGAGUGUCUCAUGGCAUGUUGACCUCCUCCUGUGAUGCUAGGGAGGAUGGAUGUCAGUGUUAUGGAGCUCUGGGAGGAACUGUCUAUCUCCAGCUGACUGAUACCACAGUAUCUGAACUCACAUUUAAAAAAGAUCCCACUGGUGUAACUACAGAGAUACUCCGAAUGAGAAGAAACAAAAUGAUAAUCGCUGACUCCAUUAAAGCUAGAUCAGAGUUCUUCAUGAACAACAGGACAUUUAGGAUAUCUAACACAGAAAGGACGGAUUCUGAUGAAUACCUCUUAGAAACGUUUCAUUCUAAUGGAAGUUCAUUGGCCACCAGGAGACUACACCUGUUCAUUGAAGGGCUCAUAUAUGUUAACUGUACCUUAUCCACCGGGACAAAGAUAUCAGGGUGGGUGAAUGCCACUGACGAUCCCCAGCGUGUUGAGGCUACAACUGCCAAUACAGUCAAAAAUGAUAUCAACAAUCCAACCGUAAACCAGUUCCACUGUCAAGUAACCGCUGGUGCUAUUGGAUCUGGGUUCAAUGUGUUUGUUUAUUUCCAACUUGCUGAAGUCUUCAUUCUGAUGGCAAUCUGUCUGGGAUCAUACUGUUUCUACAAGAAGAAAACUUGUCCUCAAGAACAAGAUGAUGGUCAGUAAGCAGAGGAAUAUGAAGACUCUCAGGUGGAUCAUGGUGGGACUCAGAGGAGGGUGUUGAUGUCCUAAGAGUUGCUAUGGGUAUCAACCAGGCUUUGAGAUUACCUUAUGAAAUAAUGACUAACGAUGAUAUAAUACUGCUUAUCACUCUUUUAAUCUUGAAACUCAAAGCACAGUAAUGUAUUUAAACCCAAAAAAUGGCAUUCUAUUCUUUUGACAUUUAUUUUCUUAUUUUCAUAAUGUUCCUUAAGACCUGCCCUUAACAACAUGACUAGUGAAUGAUCUAUGUGAUGAUGUUUAUUUCAUGGAUUUUAACUCUUGAAUUGUUGUGUUUUAGUGCUUUUUAUUUUGUUCAUACUGUUACAUAAACCAAUUAAAAAGUUCUUUAAAAAAAAUACAUUUUCUUUCAUAUUAUAAUGCUACCUUCUUAAACACAAACAAAUUAUUAUUUUACCAAUAGCAUACAUGACAUUUAUUUAUUAGACUGUUAGCAUGUUGACAUCUGAAAGACUCAUCAUUGGCUCGAAGGGGGUCCCUCUAGGCUUUUCUAGUGUUAAGUAUCAUUUAAAAUGUUAAAGGAGUGUAGAUUACAGUGUAUUGAUUGCAUUGCAGGGUUGUGAUAUACAGUAACAGAAAUGUUCGAGAGUUGAAAUAAACUGGAAUAGAGAGAAAAUAUAAGUACCUUCUAUACUUGUGCUUUUCUAUUACCAAUUUCUAUGUUC
This is a messenger RNA of Salmo salar (Atlantic salmon), 1672 nucleotides long. RefSeq lists its product as uncharacterized. NCBI's taxonomy places the organism in Eukaryota, Metazoa, Chordata, Actinopteri, Salmoniformes, Salmonidae. The record is from RefSeq and is a predicted model, not a curated record.